Messenger RNA from Acipenser ruthenus (sterlet), 7587 nucleotides. Its product is annotated as A-kinase anchor protein 12. Gene Ontology annotation, molecular function: protein kinase A binding; calmodulin binding. The record is from RefSeq and is a predicted model, not a curated record. Bases 405 to 6731 code for a protein of 2108 amino acids. Gene Ontology annotation, biological process: signal transduction; regulation of protein kinase C signaling. Lineage: Eukaryota; Metazoa; Chordata; Actinopteri; Acipenseriformes; Acipenseridae. The transcript has 4 exons. Gene Ontology annotation, cellular component: cytoplasm.
ACCUGAUUAAGUUCAUUUAGAUAGGCGUUUGAUUACAGUCUACGUUCCUCAGACCCUAACAUUUUAAAGUGCAUCAGCGCAGUUGCUUGUUGGGAGCACAGAAGGGGUUCACUAUUCACCAGCUACCUUUCAUGGACAUUUUUUUCAUUAUCUGAUGCUGCAAGGCGUGACUGAUCUGUGUUCAUGUGAUAGAGAAGGGGAGGCGAUUUUCUAAAAGAGUUUGCAGGAAUCCUUAUUGCAUUACUUGAGAGUCUGACUAUCCAGAAAGGGGUUUGCAGAUAGUGUUUGUUGUUGUUGGGGUUUUGGGUUGUUUUUUUUUGGUUUUUUGGUUGUUUUUUUUUUUUUUGCUGUUGUCAUUUUUUUUUUUCUUAACGGGAGGAAAAAAUACGGUGUUGGUUUGAGCUAUGGGGACAGCAACCUCUGCAGAGCGGUCUGGAAAGAGUCAAGAAGAUGCGACAACUAAUAAAGAGCAGAGUGAAGCCGUGAAUGACGAGAUUCAAGGAGAGGAUGCUGAUGCCAAGCUUUUACAGAAAAACGGCCAGAUUUCCAGUCCAUAUGAGAAACCGGAAGACCAUGUGGAACUCAAAGGACAGACAGAACAACUAAAUGGACAGGAGGAGGUGCAGGCCCAUGCAGAUGUUGGGCAAAGCGACUCAGCUGCUGUGUCCCAGAAAGAGGAACCAUCUGAGAAGAUGGAAACAGUACAUGAAGAAGUCAUGUCUCAGGUGAACGGGGAGAAGGAAAAAGAAAAGGAAUCACCAGCUGAGAAUGAGGAGUCUCCAACUGAGGAAAAGACAGAGAAGGAGAAGCCCAGUGAGCCUGAGACAAACGAAGUGGGAUUUAAAAAGGUCUUCAAAUUUGUAGGCAUUAAAUUUACAUUGAAGAAAGAUAAGAAUGAAAAGACUGAGCCUGUCCAACUGCUGACUGUAAAAAAUGAGGAAGGUGAAGCGAGCAGCUCAGAAGUCACUGAGGAAUCAAAGGCAGAGGCUGCGACAGAGGAAACCAAACCAUCUGAGGAAGGAGGUGCACCCGAAGAGAAAGAUGUGGCUGAAACUACAACAACCGAGCCUGUUGCUGCUGAGGUUCCUUCAGAAAAGAUCAGUGGGGAAACCAGUGAAAAACCAGAAGAAGCAGCAGAGGCAGCAGGGGCAGCAGAAACAGUUAAAGAACCAGAGAAACCAGCAGAGUCUCCAACCAGCCCUGCACUACAGGAGACACAGUCCCCUCUUAAGAGGUUUUUCUCUCAAGGGUUGUUUUCCAACUUGAGAAAAAAGACCAGCUUUAAAAAGCCUAAAGAAGAAGAACAGACAGCUGUUGAAAAGACUGAAGCUGUGGCUGAGGAAGAAACAAAGGAACCAGAGGUAAAAGAGGAGGAGGCUACAACAGAGGUUGAGAAAAAAAUAGAAGAGACAGCCACAGUACCUAAGCCAGAAGAGGCUGCAACACAAGAAGUCACUGAAGCAACGGAGGAAGUAUCAGAACCCACAGAGAAAAAACCAGAAGGAGCAGCAGAGCAGAAAACAGAGGGUGUGGAUGCUGUUCCUGAGAUUGUGGAGGAAAAGUUGGCAGAUCUGCAAAGCUGUGUUCCAGAAAACCAAACAGAAGCAGAGGUUCCAGAGGUGAAAAGUGAAGCAGAGCAAGACAAAGUAAUGAAAGAGGAGAUUCAGCAGGAUGAACCUGCAGAUGAAUACAAACCCACAGCAGAAACAGUUCAAGACGCUGUAGAACAGACAAUUCCAGAGGACUCGUCCACAACCAAAUUGCCACAAAGUGUCACAACUGAGGCUGAACUGUUAUCUUCGCAGGAAAAAGCCAAGUUACAAGGUAGCCCCCUUAAAAAGCUUUUCAAUGGGACUGGUUUGAAAAAACUGUCUGGAAAGAAACACAAAGGCAAGAAAGAGGAAGAGUCAAAGCUUACUGAAUCAUGUGAAAAUGGGAGUGAGCAGCUGCAAUCUUCCACUGAAUCUGCAGAAGGACAAAAAGUAGAGAGCUUGCUCUCUUCACCUAAAGAAUCUACUGAGAAUGUUGUUGCAGAAGCAUCCCAGACAGAGACAUCUGGGCUCGAAACAGAAGGGGAUGGGGCUACUUCUGAUGGAGAGAGGAAAAAGGAUGGCAUUACACCCUGGGCUUCAUUCAAAAAGAUGGUCACACCAAAGAAGCGAGUCAAAAGGCUUUCUGAGAGUGAUAAAGAAGAUGAGUCAACUGAAAAACCUAAAAGCGCAACUAUGUCUUCAACAGAGAGUUCAACAUCUGCUGAGAAACAGGAAGUGCCAAAAGCCAAUGAGGAGGAACUGAAUUUAGAACAGAGCACUGAAGAGCCCAAAAAGAAAGUUGACUCUUCUGUCUCCUGGGAAGCUCUGAUCUGUGUAGGGUCAUCCAAAAAGAGGACAAGGAAGACAUCAGACUCAGAUGAUGAAUCUCCAAAGUUAGCAACGGAAGUCGAGAAAUCAGUUGAGGAAUCUGAAAAAAGCAAGGAUGCAAAAGCAGAAUCUCCAAUAACAAGCUCUCAAGAAGCAGACCAUGAGCAAGCAUGUUCAUUGCCAGAGCAAGCUGGAAGUCCCUCUGAUGGAGAAGGGGUGUCUACUUGGGAAUCAUUUAAGAGGCUAGUUACCCCGAGAAGAAAAUCCAAGAUGGAAGACAAACCAGAGGAAUCAGUUGCAGCUCCUGCUACUGAACAAGUUCCUUCAGACGGCGAAGCUGGAAAAGAGGAAUCCUCAUUUUCUUUAAAGAAACUAAUCCCAGGCCGCAAAAAGAAGAAGUCUGAUGCCAGGCAAGAGCAUACCCCAGCAGUGGAAGCCGGAAUAGAGGCUGUGGAAAAAGACACCGGUGAAGAGGAUUCCGACACUCCAGCUGUUGUUCCGUUGUCAGAAUAUGAUACUGCAGAGCCAGAACAAGUUGAGGUUGUGCUGAAAGAGGGGACUACAGUAGAAGUAAAGCAACUAUUAGAAGAUCAGAUUGUAACUGAAGAGGCUAAACCAGCAACUGAUGCUAGCAUCCAAGAGGCAAAGGCAGUUUCUGAGGAAGAAAAACCUGUUGCUGAGAAAAUUGAAAUGGUUGAAGAAAGAUCACCAUCCUGGAUAGCAGCAACACUUACUGAAAAAAUAGUUGCACAGAGAAUUGAAAGCAUAAGCACACACCAGCAGCUCAGUGACAUAGCUGAAGAAGUGCUAGUGGAAGACACUGUCUCAGCUGUGGAAGUGUCAGUUCAGGUCAUUCAGGAUGACACUAUUGCUGAAGAUAUAGUAGAGCUGACCUCAGAGGCAGUGACAGCAUUCGAACAGGUGCACGAAGAAUCCUUUGCUGAGGAGACAACUGAAAUGGUGUCAGCAGUUUCUCAGCUAAACGAGUCUGCAGCAACAUCAGGAAAUGCCACACCUGUACUGGUUACCGAAGAAUAUGAAGUUAAACAAAAACAGGAUAUAUUGCUGGAAGCUGCUGAAAGGGUGAAGUUGACUCCAGUUGCCUUAUCUGUCACUGAGGCAGCUACAACAACAGAAGAGGCUAUUGUAGCAACAGCAGUGCAGUUGGUGGAGUCAGCUGUAAAAAAAGAUGUGAAAGUUGAUGUGGAACAGAAAGAAGCAGAAGCAGUUGUAUAUUGCACAGGCCUGUCCACGCAAGAACUGGAAGCAGUUGAGAAAAGUCUUCCAAAAACCACAGUGGAGGUAAUUACUGUCAUAGAGGCAAUUUCCACAGAAGUAAUGGCUGAAGAGAAGCCUGAAUCAUUGCCACUACAAGCAACUGAAAAAUAUAUUCAACAGGAGAUAGCAGAGCAAGUCAAGACUGAGGUAGCAGAGGCAGUUGAGGAAUUUGAAACAAAAGUUGAAGUGGCUGAGAUGAAAGAAGAGCCACAAUCCCAAAUAACCAAAGCCGUAGAACAGAUCUUUGAGACAUCAGAGGCGCCCCUUGUAGAAAAAGUAGUGGAUGAAGUCUCACAGAUUGUGGAAACAGAGAUAAAGAAAGAUAUUGAAUCAGUGCAAGACAAAGCUGAAUCAGAACCUGCAGCAACCAGCGUUGUUCUGGAAGAAGCUGUUGGAGGACAAAAACAAGCAGAGAUUCCAGAACCAGAAACUGGACCAUCUGAGAAAGAGACAACAGAACUUAAGUUAGCACAACAAGUGGAGCUUAAUGGAGUGCAAGCCGAAUUUGAGCUUUCUGAAGAGCAACCGAUUCUAGCAAAUACACCAUUGCUGGAAGCAGAAGGUCCAGCUGAAGCAACAGUCGAGGAGCUCAUUUGCACCCACCAUGAAGAAGUAACUGAAAAGCCAACCAUUGAAGAACAAUUACAUGAACUUGAAAGUGUUCAAGAGGUUGUUGAUGUCCACCGUGCUCCAGUUGAAGAAGUCAUCCAUUCUGUGCCACAGGAAGUAACCUCAAUGACUGAAGCUCCUGCAACUGAGAUUUUAGAAGCCCAGGAAGCUCAAUUUGCUGUAACAGCAGCUGCAGUUGAAGAGCAUGUUGUUAAAGAAACUGUCAGUAUUAUUGAGCCAUCAUCAGAAAUUGUAAAGCCUGACAUGAUAAAGGUGACCACGGACUUAGGAAAGGCUCUGUCAGUAAAGUUUAAAGAUGAGCUUGAAAGCACAACUGUGGUUGAACACACAGUAGCUGAGACUGCAGCUGCAAUUGUUGAAGCUGCAAUUGAAGCUGCUACCAGUGGAAUGACUAAUGAAAACUUGAUUCAUGAACAUUUUGAAACAUUGGAUACUAAAACAGUAGAGAAAGAAUGUGUAAUUCAGACAGAAGCCAUUGAAAAACAGAGCCCAAUGAUUGUUCAGGAGAUUAUCCAGAAUAUUUUUGAAAACUUUACAGAGAAGGCAAGCGAAUCCGUUGAGAUUGCGGUCCCAGGAGUACAGGAUGCUCCUGAAUUACAGCUAGCAGCUAUAGAAGUUGCAUUAUCUGAGACUGAGAUUCAGACAUCUGAACCACAGCUUGAAGAGGAAGUAAUUUCUACAACAUGUGUGGAAAACAAUGAGACAAAACCCACAGUAAUAGAGGAAGCUGAAAAGGUCUUAGAAGACCAUGAUGCUUUGGUGGAAGAAAAUGCUGAACCUAUUUCUUCAACAGAAGUAACAGAAAUAGUAUUAUCUGAGCAGGUGCAAAUAAAGGAAGAAGAAACAACUGAGCAUGCAGAAGCAACUGGCAUGGCCACACAGAGUCCAGCACUGUUAGAGGCACACACGGAGGAGGAAGUCCAGGACAAGACUGAGAACAGUGCAGGGCUGGAAGAAGUACAAGUCCCAACUGUGUUUGAAGAAGAGUGCCAGGCAGUUGCUGAAGAAGCUCUGAGCCAGACAGUCAAGGGGGUUGAAAGCCUUCCAGUUAAAGAAGUAAAGAUCCAAGAAGUGGUAGAGGGAAUUGAAAGCAAAUUAGUGACUGAAGAAGUUCAGGAAAUAAAGCGCCAGGAGGUGGAAGAGGAACAUAAGAGCCAGGAAGAUGAAGUCAAAGAUAAGGAAGAUGGUAUUAAGAGCCAAGAGACAGACAAAGUGAUCAAGAGUCAAGAAGUGGAGGAUGUGAAGAGCCAGGAAGUGGAAGCAGUUCAAAAGAGAAACAAAGUGGUGGAGAAUGUAGAGAGCCAAGAAGUGGUGGCCGAAGUUGAGAGCCAACUGAAUGAGGAAGAAACACAGGAAGUUGUAGAAGAAGUAAUGGUCCAGACGGUUAUUGAAGUAAAGACUCAGGCAGUGGGGGAAGGCGCUGAGAGCCAGGAAGUGGAGGUUCAGAGCCAGCUACCAGUGGUAGAAGAUCUCAUAAGUCAAACUACAGUUGUAGAAAGUCUACAAACAAAGACUGAGGAGGAGGAAGAUGCAAAUAAACAGGAAACCAUGGAAGAAGAGAUACCAAGUGAGCUAAUAGUGGCAGAUGAUGCAUUAAGCGAAACAUCAGUGGUAAAAGAGAAAGUGAGUCAGGAACCUGUUGUAGAAGAUCAGAGCCAAGAACCAAUGGUUGAAGAUAAAGAAUGUGACACACAAGUGGUGACAGAGGCACCAAGUGAAACACCAGUGGCAAAAGAGACAGAGAGCCAAGAACCAGUUAAAGAAGAGGUACACAGUCAAGAAACAGCAGUGGAAGAGGUACAAAGCAAGACAACAGUGGUAGAAGGUGUACCAAGUGAAAUAUUAGUUAAAGAAGAAACCUUAAGCUUGGAACCAGUUGCAGAAGUAAAGAGCCAAGUAGUGGUAGGAGAAACAGUAGUGCUAGUAGGUGCUACAACUGAAACAGCAAUAGUAGAAGAUGUCACCGUUGAAACAGCAGUUGUAGAAAAAGCACCAGUGGGAUCAGUUCUGCAAAGCAAGAUACCAGUGGUAGUUCUACAGAGUCAAACAGAAGUGAAGGAAGAUGUGCUAAGCCAGGAAGUAUUGAUAGAAAACAUACUUUGCCAGGAAUCAGUGGCAAAAGAGGUGAAGGAGGUUACAGAAAGCCAGACAUCAGUGGUGGAAGAACAAACGACAGAGGAAGUGGAAAGCCAAACAGUGACAGAGGUCAAGGAAGAAGGACAAGACCCGACACUGGCUGAAGAUGAUGUGCAAAGACACACACCUGCCACAGAAGUGCCUGUACAGAGCAAAGAAUCUGUUUUACAAGAUCUUGAAAGCAUGACACCAGUAGACGACAAAGUAGAAAGUGAGAUGCCAGAGAUCAAAAAAGAUCAGAUAGUGGUGAAAGAAGAAGCAAGCCAAGAAGCAAUAAGUAAAGAGCUGCACAGCCAGGACAUUUCAGAACAAACUGCAACAUCUUGAGGCAAAAGCAGGUCUAUGAAGUAAGCAGAUACUCUCUGUGGAAGUCGCAAUCUGAAAGCAGGAAAGGAAAACUGAGGACUCCUGAAUGCACACAGGAAGAGCUCUCAUAGCGUGCGAGUGCACGAGGGAUAAGACGGACCUACCUACCUACUUACCUGCAGCAUCAUUCCUGUCAGAAAGACAACCCUGGACACGACCGGGAGCUUUAUUCACCGUUCUUCACAGCUGUGACCUAACAACUUUCAAUGCUUUUAGCCUGAUGAGCUUGUAAUUAAUGUGAUGUCUGUUUGCUGACCUUCUGCUCCUCCAUUAUUAUAACCUGGAAGGGAUUGUGGCAGACUUGUACGGUCCUUUGUUUUAGAAAGUACUCAGUGUGUAUUUCCUUGUAUAUUGUAUGUAUCUAAAAUGAGUCCUUUUUGUAUUUAUAUUACUUUUGUGCAAGUAUAAAGAUAUAGGGAUGCUCUUUAUCCCUGCCUUCGCUGUAUGCUGUUAUUUCAGGCUUUAUUGCAUUAAGAUUACAUGAACAUGGUACAAGUGCCCUGCUAAAGGCCAGUUUCGAGUAACUGUAAAGCUUCUAUGUUUGGUAACUAAUUGUUUUUUCAUACAAACAUACAGUUGCCAUCAAGUGAUCAUCUGAUUUUGUGAAUCCGCUUUUCAGUUUUGACAGCCUGGGGACAAGUAAUUAAUUUUUAAUUUGCGUAGAUGAAACUUUUAUGAUUUACACUAAUUUUUUGUCAACAGUUGGUUACUCCCUGGCACUGUGAGCUAGCUUUUCAAAUUACACAGUGAUCUCUGCAUAUUCUACAUUUUAACUAAUGUACCUCCUCUGCAAAAAAUAAAAAUGAUUUAAAAAGUG